Molecule: messenger RNA, 1089 nt
Organism: Cloeon dipterum
Lineage: Eukaryota; Metazoa; Arthropoda; Insecta; Ephemeroptera; Baetidae
Exons: 4
Coding region: 45-830 (261 amino acids)
Source: RefSeq, a predicted model, not a curated record
GGUUGAUAAAGAGGUUACAAAAAUAUACAGAAUCACUUUGACCGAUGGACCGCGGGUGUAUAAAUUAUGAAGAGAAAAAAAUUAUCAGAGGAGGAUCGAGUGUCGGGCACGACGGACGAGCGGCCGUUUUGGUCUGUCGAGUCAAGAGAAGAAAUUUGGACAUCCAAACAAGGGCUUCUUUUAUAACAGUUUGCGCCGCAAAAUAUUCUGAAAGCGACCUCAUUAUUCCAGCUCCGAAGAGAAUGCAGACUGGAGUGAAGUUACAGCUCGUGCUGCUCUCGAUUUGUCUACAGAUCUUCACGUGUUCCUGCUCCUCCCUCGAGUUUGAACACAAGAAUAUCAACAGCUGGGAACUUCUGAUCGGAGCUAAUGAAAAUGAAUUCCUGUACGACUUCUGCCGGUACGAUGCAUCAGAAAACAUCGAACGGUGCAAGAAUAAGCCAAGAGCGACUGUUGACAUGAAAUCAGCAUGCAAUUGCAGCGUGAAUUACACUGCAAACGCAGAGAAGAGCUUUGCAUACUUCAACGUCAACUGCAACAAUCAAACAGUUGACGGCAUGAUGGGUGGCUGCCCACAAAAACUGACCAUCACUUACGAGCACGGCGACGUGCGUCAUCCAGUUACAAGCGCGGAAACACCCACAGCUGCCAAAACUCAAGAUGAAAGCUGCAGCUCCGUAAUGUGGAUUAUUGUGUUUUUAUCCCUUUCACUCGUGAUCAAUGUGGUCUUGACCGCUGCAUUUUCAUACCUGUGGAUGGAGAAAAGGGAGCAGUUGAACAAGCACAUUCCAUCCAAGCAAAGUAAGGAUGAUGCCAAUACACAAAUUUAAGAAAAAGAAUGAUAUCUUAUUUUAACGUUGGCCUCGUACAAAGAUAAAAAUAUGUUAAAUUAUUACAGGGCUCCUAUUAAGCCUUCAACAGAUUGUAUUUGGCCCUGACCCUCACUGAGGGGCUGUAAUCUAUUUCAAAUGCUAUAAAUUCAGGUCAGUCUAGGGCCGCUGACGUGAUAACAUUUCCUCCGAUCUCAGUUGGCUCAAUUCAAUCUGUACGUGUCUUCGUAUGUUUGAAUAAAAAUAGCUCAUUAUGACA